This is a messenger RNA of Sinocyclocheilus rhinocerous, 607 nucleotides long. RefSeq names its product sodium channel subunit beta-3-like. Gene Ontology annotation, biological process: sodium ion transport; regulation of heart rate by cardiac conduction; regulation of sodium ion transmembrane transporter activity. The coding region runs from base 49 to 516 and encodes 155 amino acids. Gene Ontology annotation, cellular component: voltage-gated sodium channel complex. The transcript is spliced from 3 exons. Gene Ontology annotation, molecular function: transmembrane transporter binding; sodium channel inhibitor activity. NCBI's taxonomy places the organism in Eukaryota, Metazoa, Chordata, Actinopteri, Cypriniformes, Cyprinidae. The record is from RefSeq and is a predicted model, not a curated record.
AUAGGAAGACUCAAUCUGAGACGCCGCCCUGUUGUUAGAUCUCCCAGUAUGUCAACUCACAUGAGGCUUGUGUUGCAUUUGCUAAUGCUCUUCAUAUUUGCUGUUCAGGAGGUCAGACUGGUGUGUGUGGAUGUUGCAUCAAACACAGAGGCCACCGUAGGCGGUGUUAUGAAUUUAACCUGCAUCUACUGCAUGAAACAGGAAGAGAUCUCUGCCGAGACCAAAGUGGACUGGUUCUACACCGGUUCUGCAUCAGAUUACCGAAGAAUGCUUAUCUAUCUGUAUGAUCGUGAACCGCAGGAGCCAGAGGACGCAGAAAUGUACUGGAAGGGCCGUCUGACAUGGAUCGGCAGCAAGGACCUGCAGGACAUCUCCAUUAGCAUCGUAAAUGUCAGCGCAAAUGACUUUGGCACAUACGAAUGUGAGGUGUCACGCUUCUUUGAGUUCGAUUCAUUCAAGCAUUCCACCACCAAGAAAAUCACAAUUGAACUGAAGGUAAAAAUGCAAGGUAAGUGAGCGAACACUCUGCUGGACGCUUACAGUACCUCGUCUAGCCAUAUUCGAUCUGAUUACUUGAUCUCUACAGUGUGAUUUGGAUGGUUGCACC